AUGUCAGCCCCUAUCCGCUCCGCCGCCACACGCGUGUCUCUCAUCACACAAGUAUUCUAUGCGCUUGUCUUUAUUACGCGCUACACGGAUCUCUUCGGCGAACAAUGGUGGGGGGGAUUUUUGGGGUGGUGGAAUUUCCUCUUCAAGAUCUUCUACCUCUCCUCGUCAUUCUACACCAUUGCGGCCAUGCAGUUCUUCUUCCCACGGACCCGCGAGCGAGAGAAGGCAUGGAAGUUCGGCGCCAUCAUCCUGGGGGGUAGCUUGCUCCUAUCACCUUUCGUGAUGAUGAUCGGUAAGCACAAGGAGGAUUGGGGUUUUCGAGAGUGGCUCUGGGUAUUCUCCCAAAUCCUCGAAUCCGUCUGCGUACUCCCUCAACUCCUCCUCCUCCGUCAGACCACCGUUCCGACCGUCAUCACUUCGUUAUACAUCGUGUUUCUCGGCUCCUACCGUGCCCUCUACAUUCUCAAUUGGAUCGCCCGUGCACUCGACAUCAACGACCGCAAGCCUGACGGUAUUUCCAUCGUCUUUGGCCUCAUCCAGACAGCCCUAUACGCCGACUUUGCCUGGGUCUACUGGACACGCCAGCGUGUCAAGCUGCGGAACGGUGGCGUCGUCGACUCCGAUGACCUCCGGCGCGGAUGGCUUCUCAGCCACAUCUUCGGUAACAAGCGUAUGGCUGGGGGGCACAGCGCGGAUGACGACGAGGAGAGCGCCCCUGCUCUGGGAGGAGGACGCGGGGUCAACGGCAUUGGCAUUAGCAACGGAAACGGCCGUGGUUCGGCACCGAGAUCCAAGUGGGGCGCUCGCGGUAUCUCGGUUAGCGCUGAUGACGGCGUGUUCGACCAUGAGCAGUCGUUGGAGGACCAUGGAGUGACGGAGUCGCUGGAUCCGGACGCCAAGAUGCACGAUCCGGAUGACUUGGCGAGGGCCUUGGACGACGACGAUGAUGGGUCGCCGUCGCGGGCAGGAGGUUCGGCGCCUUUGCUCGGUGAAUCGAGCGACAACAACAAUCAUGACAGGAGGGAUCAUGAUAAUGCUUGGGCUGAUGACUGA
Neurospora tetraspora is the source of this 1053-nucleotide messenger RNA. RefSeq names its product ER lumen protein retaining receptor-domain-containing protein. Gene Ontology annotation, molecular function: ER lumen protein retrieval receptor activity. The coding region runs from base 1 to 1053 and encodes 350 amino acids. The transcript has 3 exons. Gene Ontology annotation, cellular component: endoplasmic reticulum; cis-Golgi network; membrane. Gene Ontology annotation, biological process: endoplasmic reticulum to Golgi vesicle-mediated transport; protein retention in ER lumen. The record is from RefSeq and is a predicted model, not a curated record. Lineage: Eukaryota; Fungi; Ascomycota; Sordariomycetes; Sordariales; Sordariaceae.